AUGGAGGCUCGUGAAUCAGCUGCCGCCGGGCAGAAAUGCUCAAACAAGGAACCGUUGAAGGAGAAGGUGCCCCUGCAGAGGAAGUGGGCGUCCGAGCCCUCAGCCACCACCAAAAGAAGCACUUUCGCUGACCCAGAGGCAAAACACCGCGAGAGUUUGCCGUGCGGCGCCACCGGGGGAUCGGCACCUCAGCAAAAGUACGCAAUCACAGGGAACUCUGGAAAGCUGCUAUCUGGACCUUCUGCAGUUGGGGCCAUAGGAGGCCCGCCAUCUCAAGACCCCCAAGGGCCCUUUGCUCAGGGGUUCCCAAGGGGAUACUCCUACCAGCUGGGCCAGCCAUACCCUCAGCACCCCCAAACUGAGCGCUUCCUCUCAGGAGCCAAACCCCAGCCAGGCCUGGAGCCUCACGCCUGGCCGUUCGCCGGCCAGUUGCCCUCAGAUGAUCUGUACCCUGUAGGACACCCGGGACACACUCACCCUCAUGGGGCCGGGGCAGGAAGGUUUACCCGACAGAAAUCCCCCAGUUUACCCAGCUCCUUCGGACAGUAUUCUCAGUCGGGCCCUGAGCCCGGAGAGGAGGGCUACAGCAAAAAGGAGCAGAAGCCGAAAAAGCCCGGUAAGUACAUCUGUCACUACUGUGGCCGAGCGUGCGCCAAGCCCAGCGUCCUGAAGAAGCACAUCCGCUCACACACGGGAGAGAGGCCAUACCCCUGUGUACCCUGUGGCUUUUCCUUCAAAACCAAGAGCAACCUUUACAAGCAUCGCAAGUCCCACGCUCAUGCCAUCAAGGCUGGACUCGUACCGUUUUCAGAGCUAGCUGUGGCGCGCAGCGGGGACAUGGACCAGGCGUCGCCGGUGGGCGAGGCUGAGGUCCACUCAGACGGAGAGCAGAGCACCGACACAGACGAGGAAGGUGUGGAGGGCUCCACCAUGCUGACGGACAAAGACAGCCCCAUCCCACAGAUCUCCUUUGAAGCUGACAAGAGUACAGGUGGUGUGGAACCAGCAUAUGCAGACUCAGCUGAAGAGCUGCCUGUGGGAUCUAUGAAAGUGCCUAUCCUUAUCGUCCCCCGGCCGGGGGGAGUCCCCUCCACAGGGAUGGAGUGCCCACCCUUUCAGGACAUAAAGGGGUCACACCACAUGUUGGCGUCGCAGGCUGGUGGAAGAGCGCAUUCACUGGAUGACUCCCCCACCAUCAAACAACGUUUGGCCUUGAGGCUGACUGAGAAAAAGGGCCAGGACACUGACUGUGCCAUGUCCCAGUCCCUGAACCUCCUCAGCCCUCACAGCAAAGGCAGCACAGACUCUGGAUACUUUUCCCGCUCCGAGAGUGCGGAGCAGCAGAUCAGCCCUCCCAAUACUAAUGUCAAGACGUACGAAGAGAUUAUGUUCGGUCGGACUUGGUACUACCGACCCAACUCUAGAUCCAGGCAGUCUAUCACGGUGGGCAUGGCGGGGGCAGACCCGGGCAGCCUGGCGAGUUUAAAGCAACCAGGUGCUGCUAUCCUGGACAUGGGGAAGAUCGCUGAGGAUCAUAUCUGUUUCAGAGGGGACGUAGGGAUCUCUGGAGAUCCCAAGCAGUAUCCAACAGGACCCUGUCAAAGCAGUACAGGGCUUCUGGAGCCUCCAUCAGAUUCUGGGCCCCUUAUUAGGAGUAACUCCAUGCCAACGUCCUCCCCUCCCACCCUCAGCGUCCCCCCAGGGAUUCGGGGCAGCCACUCCUUCGAUGAGAUGAUGACAUCGGAUGAUGUGUUCUACCCACCGGGGCUUCGUAGACUCAGAAGACAGGCUGCGUUUGAACAUUCAGCCAAUGAAGCCCAUGUAGGAGAGGCCGAGGGUUACGGACACAUGCCCAAGAACUUAGCUUCAUCUCUGGGUAUGAAGAUCGGUGAGCGCAGCCCAGGAGUCCCGGAGCAUAUUGCCUACAGCCCAUAUGGUACUAAAGUUAGCAUGUCUGAAAUAGCCACAAGGAAAAGGAGGAAAGAGAAGAGUGUUGGAGAUGAGGAGGACAGCCCUGGACACUGUGACAGCAGCUGUAGUGGGUCAGUGGAGAUGAUAGGGGACUAUGAGUUUAAACAAGGUAGUCUUGAUGGGUCGAGAGCCACCCCAACAGGGAAGGGCUCCCUGCACAGCGCUCACAGCCAGUCCGACAGCUUCGAUACCUGUGCCAGCAUGUGCUCCGAGGACAUUGCAUUGUUUCCUGACUCUGAGGGCAGGAAGGCAGCUGGGAAUGUCAUAUCGGUCAUCCAACACACCAACUCCCUCAGCCGGCCAAAUUCCUUUGAGAAGUCAGAGUCCUUUGAGCACCCGGGGUAUCAGCCUUCAGAUAAAGGACCACCUAGCCAGUACUCGGAGCAGUCGGACACAGAGAUCUUCGAAGAUGCUCUGAGUCCUGAAUCUGCCCUGCUGAGGACAGAGAGCACAGAGCAGCAGCUGCAAAGUGACAGCGACCUGGCCUCCCUCUCAUCCUCAUCCGCUGCGGCCUCACCCGGCCAGCCUUAUCACAUCCCACACAAACUAGUCCGACAACCCAACAUCCAGGUUCCUGAGAUCAGGGUGACGGAGGAGCCGGACAAGCCCGAGAAAGAUACAGAAGCUCCGAUGACCAAGGAGCCAGAGAAGCAGCAGCAGCACAUGGAGGAGUUUCAGCUGCCGCAGAGGAGUGACACGCUCUCCCAGAUGCCAUCAGAAAAGCUCCCGCCCAAGAAGAAGAGGCUGCGCCUGACAGACAUGGAGCACUCGUCUGGGGAAUCGAGCUUCGAGUCGACCUGCACCAGCCUUUCUCGGAGCCCCAGUCAGGAGAGCAACCUGUCCUCUUCCUUUUCCAUGUCAUUCGACAGAGAUGAAGGCCUAAAGUCCAUCUCACCCACCAAACAGGACGACUCGUCAGCCUCCGGUGGUGGAGUUAAGCAGUCGGAGUUCCUGACGGUACCCGGCAGCGGUCAUUCCAGCCACCACCAGCAGAGGGAGAUGAGGCGGUCUUCAUCGGAGCAGGCGCCAUGCACGCUGCCCACAGAGUUGCCUGAGAUGCGCAGCAAAUCCUUCGACUAUGGAAGCUUGUCCACCUCCAGACAGGGAGAGCUGUACUCCAGUGCCUCCGCAAUGAAGGAACGCCGGCGUGGAUACCUCGUCCGACAGGCUUCACUGAGUGUUUAUCCAGAGGCGGUCGCCCAGGAACCAGGGGGGGCCGAGAUGUCAAUCAAACAGGAGAGUCUGGAGCACGGGGCUUGGUCCGGACCAACAGGAUCCCCUCACAGCAGCAGCGAUGUAGCCGGCAGAACCAAGAGAGUUGGCAGUAGCACUGGUGGUAUAGGAUCUCAUCAACACCAACAGCACCACCAGCAUCUCCUCCAGCAGAGUAUCAGUGAGGACAGUCUGCAGGAUGAGCCACUCUACAGCAGGUCCCAGCAGCAUCGUCUGCAGGCGCAGGGCUCGUCAUCUGAGGGAGAACAUCCAGGUCAUGAGGUCAUGAACAAGGAAGUAAUGCAGCAGUACCAGAGUGGCCCCCCCUUCCUUUCCUUCCAGCAGCCAGGUCUCUUCUGGGGCCAGGAGGCCGGACAGAACCCCAGACAGCAGCUUUCCCAGCAGCAGCAGCAGCUCCAGAAGCUCCACAUCAGAUCACCCGGCGCCCUGCCUGGACACCCGCCGCUCAAACAACAGCCGCUACACCCCCUGAAGCAAAUUCACGACCAACAGCCACACGACGGGAAGUCAGAAAAUCCCAGCUCUCAGAUGUACCCGACCUCUUUCUCAUCUCGUACAUCUCCUCUGUCGCAGCAGCAGAACUUUGGCUCCAAGCUCCCCAUGCCCAGCUCCACCGCCACAUCCAUGCUCCUGCAGCAGAUCCAGCCCGUCUUCGCCACCCAGAACCUGGGGUCCCAGGCCUCUCUGCCUGGCAUGCUGGUUCCUGUGCGGAUCCAAACCCAUGUGCCAUCAUUCGGUAGUGUUAUGUACACCAGUGUUAGUCAGCUGAUAGCUACCCACGGCAGUGGAGCACAAGGGGUGGGCUUAGCCAGCGCCGACAACAGCAACAUGUCUCCUCCGGUUGGUGUCAGUAAACCUCCUGGAGGAAUUGGAGGAGGCAUCAGUGGAACAGGUUUCAACCUGUCACACUUCCUGGGACAGACCGACGGCUCAGUGCUGCGCUACCCGCUCUGGAAGGUUCCAGAUUCACUGCCGGAGCAACGCCUCAACACAGGAAUCCCGCUGUCGCUAACGUCAGGCACCAUAUCCACCACCGACGCCUCGGGGUCCGGCAUCGGCGGCAGCAAGCGCAUGCUCUCCCCCGCCAGCUCGCUGGAGCUCUUCAUCGAGACGAAGCAGCAGAAGAGGGUGAAGGAGGAGAGGAUGUACGGACAGAUCGUGAAGGAGAUGGGCGCCGUGGAGCUGAGUGGAACUGAGAGCAGCAACAAGCCUGAGAAGAGGCAGAGCAGAGGUCAGCGAGCCCGUCUGAAGAGCGAGGGCUCCAUGGACGAGUCUGAGAGGAUGUCCUCGUCUCCACCACUGAGCGACUUCCCGGUUGCCGCCAAGAUCGCCAUCCCCGUCCGUUCCUCUGCCCCCCACCUCCCUGACGUGCCCCGGCCCGAGAGCUUCACCCCUCCUCUCCAGAUUGUCACGGACCGGUCCCCGGCUUCAGGAGGCCGGGACUCCCCAGAGGAGCUGGAUGUGGACGAUUCAGCUCCAGAGCCGAGCUCCAGCCCCCAGUCCAUGGUCUCCUCCAACGACGCAGAAGAUAGUGACGCACCGAAGCAGCCUCCCCCCAGUAAACUCCCUGUUAGCAUGCUGGUGCAGCUAGCUGCUAACCAGCAGUCCGCAGCAGUGGGACAGACUCUGCUCCUCACUGACGUGGCCGACGUGCAGCAGUUUUUCCAGUUCCCGAGCCUGCGCACCAUGAGCCGAGUCAGCUGGUGUUUCCUGAAGUACACCAAACCCAACAGCACCCAGGCCGCUCUGCGCAGCUCCGUCUACAGUUCAUGGUGCGUGAACUCCUACAACCCCAACCCUCUGAACCUCAGCACCAAGGCUGCGCUGGCCCUGCUCAGGUCCAAACAGAGGAGGAACACCGACCUGAUGUACACAACAGCCGCCAUGUCGCCACCCAGCUCCGGAAAACUGGUGUCGUCAGUGGCCUGGAAGCUGCGGUUUGAUCAGUUGAAGCCGGAGCUGAUGCCUGUCGACGUAAGUCAUUUCGGAAGGAAGAUGAAGGGAGUGGUGUCGUGGGACCGUUCGAAGGAGGAGCAGGUAGAGAAGGAGGUCUCAGUCAAACAGCCCACCAACGAACCGACCCGUAUCAAGAUCUUCGAAGGCGGCUACAAAUCCAACGAGGACUACGUUUACGUUCGCGGUCGAGGUCGAGGGAAAUACAUCUGUGAGGAAUGUGGCAUCCGCUGUAAGAAACCCAGCAUGUUGAAGAAACACAUCCGCACGCACACCGACGUCCGGCCGUACGUCUGCAAGUUCUGCAACUUCGCCUUCAAGACGAAAGGAAACCUGACCAAGCACAUGAAGUCUAAGGCUCAUAUGAAAAAGUGUCUGGAGUUGGGAGUCUCCAUGUCUUCGGUUGAGGACACCGAGGCAGACGAUGGAGAUGUGGGAGAUGAAGGUCAGAGGUCGUCUGAGAAGAUCUCCAGAGCGGCGAUGGCGGAGCAUCAGUUCUCAGACGCAGACGACUCAGAGGGCGGCGAGGAGGACGGCGAUGAGGUGGACGAUGAAGACGACGAAGAGGACGACUACGACGGCGACUCCACUCCGAAGACUCGUUCGCGCUCCACCAGCCCGCAGCCGUACGGCCUGCCCUCCCUGUCGAUCACAGCCGUGGCCGCCUCCCACCCGUCUCCUCACCUGUCCCAGCACGCCGCCGCCGACCUGCUGGGAAACACCAACAAGCCUCCGCUGUUCGGCUACUUCACCACGGUGCCGAGCAUCCAGAUCACGUCGCAGGCUCCGCCCAGCGACCCGGCCGAGCGCCAGGAGUUCCAGCGAGGCGUUCAGAGGCCGCAGGGCAGCAGGCUGCUGGUGCCACCCUCCUCCUCCUCCAUGGAUGAAGACCUCCCCGUCCCCUCCCCUGACCUGUCCUCCCCCUCCUCCCGCCUGUCCUCGCCCGGGCUCGACCACUCCGGCUGCCCGUCCCCCAUUUCCCCUUCCUCCUCACCCUCCGCCCGCCGGUACCUCUCCCCACGCCGCGACCUCUCACCCCGCGCCGGACACCUCUCACCGCGGCGGGACAUCUCUCCUCUGCGUCACAUCUCCCCCAAGAGAGACCUGGUGGCGGCGGGGGGGUUCCGGCGAGACCUCUCCCCCAGGAGGGGACACCUCUCGCUGCUCUCCCCCCUCUCUCGACCCACGUCUCCAGCAGGAAGAGACUACAAGCGUGACCUUUCACCUCGGGGCCGCCACAGGGGGGUGAUCCGGCCCCUGUCUCCUCGCCGAGGGCUCCACCAACACCUCCACCACCAAAGCCAGCAGAGUGGGGCUCGGGGCCUGAGGCAGACUCAUCAGACCGGGCUCCUGGCUCAGGGAGACUUCGGUCCUCUGGGACGCCGUAGAACCAGCACAGAGAUGGAGACGGAACAUCGUCCAGCUUCACCGUCACUAGGGGAACAGGACCAGGCCAGUAGCCAUGGUAACCAGUCCAGCCCACCUCAACAAGUCCUGUUCAGUCACCUUCCACUCCAUUCUCAACUCCAGGUGCGUUCGCCGUAUCCCAUGAUUCCCAUCGGGGGGAUCCAGAUGGUUCACUCCGUCCCCUCGUCAGUCACCACCCCUCUGGCCCAGCAGGGGGCGGAGCCAGCCGUCUCCCGCCUGCCGCUGCAGAAGAGCACGUCAGAGGACUCCACCACCAGCGAGGCCGCCUCCCCACACUUCACCUCCUUCAUCGAGAGGGGAGGACGAGGAGGAGGGGGGGAGUGGGUGAGGGAGUCGUCAUCGCCUCACCCCUCCUCGCAGGAGAGGGAAGGAGGGGGAGGAGUGAGGCGGGCGCAGGAGCAGGAGGAGGGGAUCCAGACCUGCACCAAGGCCAUCGCCUCGCUCUGCAUCGACUCCGAGGAUCCUGCAGAGAGGAGAGGAGGAGGAGGAGCGGGAGGAAGAGGGGAUGAAGGGAAAGAGGGAGGCAGAGUUUCCUCCUCUUCCUCCCCCUCUGUUCUGUCCCCCGACUCCCAACAACAACCACCGCACCGCUCUCCAUCCAUCUCCAUGUCUCCACCGUCUCCUCACCCCUCGCCCUCUCCUCCUGGGAUUCAGCACUUUAGCGGCCUGGAGCUCAGGCCCCACCCCCACCCCCACCCCUCCAUCCCUUCCUCCCCCUCCUCUUCCUCCUCCUCUCCUCACCCUCCUCCCAGCCCCGGAUCCGACGCCCUCCAGCCUCCGCCGGCGUCCAAACCUCCGAAGCUGGAGAGAGACAGGGAGGUGGAAAGCACAAAGAGGAGCAGAGACGUGUCGUAG
Seriola dumerili (greater amberjack) is the source of this 7440-nucleotide messenger RNA. It is a transcript of the gene hivep2a, whose product is annotated as human immunodeficiency virus type I enhancer binding protein 2. Gene Ontology annotation, biological process: regulation of transcription by RNA polymerase II. Gene Ontology annotation, cellular component: nucleus. The coding region runs from base 1 to 7440 and encodes 2479 amino acids. The record is from RefSeq and is a predicted model, not a curated record. NCBI's taxonomy places the organism in Eukaryota, Metazoa, Chordata, Actinopteri, Carangiformes, Carangidae. The transcript has 13 exons. Gene Ontology annotation, molecular function: RNA polymerase II cis-regulatory region sequence-specific DNA binding; DNA-binding transcription factor activity, RNA polymerase II-specific.